CUCCACGCCAUAUACCCUUCGGGAGGUCUGCGGUAAGGGCUCUAGCCCGGCCGCCACGGCGUUAAAUACAACAACAACAACAACAACAACAACCAAGGAAGGAUGGGAACGCUGCGAUUUUCUGCACCAUCACGCAUUCAAAAGGACCCGUUCAGCCAUCCAGAUCUAACUUGGCGAUCCAUACCUCUCUCACCCUCGCGAUCUUAGGUGUCUAUUAGCAGCCUUAGGCAGUCACGCUCGUUUCCUCGAAUUAUUUUGAACUCGCUUUCCUACUCCAGAAGAAAAUGGCUCGCUACCUCCUCCCGAUCCUGGCAGCUACCGCAGUCCUAGCCAAGACGGACCUCGCAGACUGCACCUCUCUCACAUCCACCAUCCCAGGACCCUCCGGCAACUCCAUCAAGACAGUCAUUUACUACGUCCCAGACACCCUCGAAAUCUGCACCACGCUCGACUGCGGAGGUACCGACAACGCGAUCGGCAAGAAAAUCCCCGGCUGCCCAGGGUUUUCCGGAUUUGGGACGAUCACCAAGAGCUUCCUCCCCAGCUGCGCUACCGUCAAACCGCCCACGAUGACGGUCACCCAGACCCUGGCGCCUCCGGGAUCGAACAGCGGGGUCGGCAGCACGACGGUGACAGUUACGCCGCCUACGACGACGAGCACCAUCGUCAAGACCGUGACUACGUCGCCGACGCUAUCGUUUACGGCGUCGGGGCAGAGCGGGUUCACGACUGGGACGAGCGGUGCGGACAGUACCUUGGUGACGUCGACGGAGGGUGAGGCCGCGCCGACUGAAACGAGAGCGGAGCCCUCGUCGAGUACGGUUCCGGCGGGGGCGGGAUCGACGGCUCGGGCGGGGAUGGCUGCAGUUCUCGGCGUGGCGGCGGUUGCUGUGGCAUUCGCCUGAGGGUGCUACUGAUCGCCUCAAAUACAUGUAACUCGGGGAGAAUCGUGAUAAGGCCUUUGCAUGCGGCGAUUUUGGGGAAUCUGGCAAUGGCAUAGUGGAAACGCGAUUCCCUCAUGCUCGGCGCAAAAUAGUUGGGGUGAAUUGGUCUCGGCUGGCUUGACAUAGCUUGGAUUAGACGAUUGCCUAGAUUACACGUUUGUUGUCUUUGGCUGCAAGUAGCAUAUAACAAAAUUGAGCUUUUGACUGCUCUCGAA
Messenger RNA from Colletotrichum godetiae, 1159 nucleotides. RefSeq lists its product as uncharacterized. The transcript has a single exon. Bases 285 to 905 code for a protein of 206 amino acids. Lineage: Eukaryota; Fungi; Ascomycota; Sordariomycetes; Glomerellales; Glomerellaceae. The record is from RefSeq and is a predicted model, not a curated record.